Messenger RNA from Hylaeus anthracinus, 2724 nucleotides. Its product is annotated as beta-1,4-N-acetylgalactosaminyltransferase bre-4-like. NCBI's taxonomy places the organism in Eukaryota, Metazoa, Arthropoda, Insecta, Hymenoptera, Colletidae. The record is from RefSeq and is a predicted model, not a curated record. The coding region runs from base 217 to 1227 and encodes 336 amino acids. Gene Ontology annotation, biological process: carbohydrate metabolic process; glycosphingolipid biosynthetic process. The transcript is spliced from 2 exons. Gene Ontology annotation, molecular function: N-acetyl-beta-glucosaminyl-derivative 4-beta-N-acetylgalactosaminyltransferase activity.
GAUGCGCAAGCGCGCGAGUGUACGCUACUUUUUACACUGUCGUCUGCACUUCGGUGCUUCAUAGUAAUUAUUUUACACAAGUACGCUUGUCUAUUAUUAAAUUGUGCUCUUACAUGAUAAAAUGAUACAGUGUUGAGUCACCAUUAGUGUCAACAAAUGAGAGUCUUUCUUCGAGGGAGAUAUAACUCGCUUAUUUUAUUGAGAUGCUGAUCGGGAAUGAAAACGAAGGUUAGGAUGAGAAGCAUCGUUAAUAUUUUGAAAAUGUUCGUUGCGUUUUUCUAUGAUUAUGCGCGCGGAUUAUCAUACACGAUCACCACAAUUCUGGUACUGGGUUACUGCUUACAUCCAGCUAGAUUCGCUUCGCAUUAUACUUUUAUAAAAACACAAGACAUCUACGAUGAAAUGGAAAGGUCUUAUCCCGCUAAAGACAACUCUUGUAUGAUAACGAUCAAUCCUAGAAGAUCAGCUCAGUUGCUGUAUCCCGAAGAACAUCCUCGAGAAGAUCCAGUGGCAAUGGCGCGUCGUUUAGGUAUAUUACCUGGAGGACAGUGGAAGCCUCUUAAUUGUCAUCCUCUCUUUAACGUAGCCAUCAUAUUGCCAUAUCGAAAUCGGCAAACACAACUUGCCAUCUUCAUGAAUUACAUUCACCCUUUUCUGCAAGCUCAGAAUCUCGAUUACAGAAUAUUUGUGAUAGAGCAAAGUCCUAUGCGCGAGUUCAAUCGUGCUAAGCUUUUUAAUGUCGGAUAUACAGAGGCAACCAAAGUAAACGAUUUUCACUGUUUCAUCUUUCAAGACAUAGAUCUUAUACCUCAGAAUCCUGACAAUAUUUAUGCUUGUACAAAAAUGCCUAGGCAUAUGAGUUCAAGCGUCAAUACAUUCCGUUAUAAUCUACCUUACACUGGCUUAUUUGGAGGCGCAAUUGCACUGACUCGCAAACAAUUUGAAAGAGUUAACGGAUUUUCCAAUGUUUUCUACGGAUGGGGUGGGGAAGAUGACGACUUUUAUAGUCGUUUACAAUCACGAGGUUUUCAGAUCAGUCGCUUUGGGCCUGACAUUGCCCAAUAUUACAUGUUAACACAUAAGAAAGAACCUCCAAGCAGUGCAAGAUUUGAAAAUUUAGAAACUAGUGCUAGAAGAUAUGAGACUGAUGGAAUUAGCAAUUUAGAGUACAGGGUUUUAAAUCAUCAAUUAAGGCCACUAUAUUCUUGGAUUUUAGCAGAUGUUUAGUCUUUGUGUGGUUUUUCUGUUAUUUUAUUGUUAUUUUAUAAAUAACCAUGACUUUGAAUGUUUAGUGCAAUUUAGACUAACAAUAAGAAAGCUCAUAUCUACAAACAAUUGUCCAGUGUAAUAUUGAACAAAGAUAAAUUUUGUAAAAGUUUUGUGACAAAAUGGUAAUGGAAGAAAUAAUCUGUUGAAUUUGUUAUAUCAACAGGUAUUCCAUGAUAUUUCCAUGAAAUAGUAGUAGUGCAUGUUACUAUUCUACGAGAUUGCCAUGAUAUUGAGACUUUUAUUUAUUAAUAGUCAGUUUACCGAACUGUUCAAAGUAAUUUAUUUAAACACUAAAUAACGUUGAUGUCGUGAGGUUUGUACAUGUACUUAGCAAACAUGUUUCCUAAAUUCCGUUCCUGUUUAAAUUGAUACAGUGCUUUACAAAAGUCAGUUUUUCAAGCAAGUGCAGGUUUAAUAGUACAAAACUUCUUUAUACAUACAGAGACUCGUAGUUUGUUCCUCUAGUGAUACGCCUAAAAAUCAAAGUAUUGAUAUAACCACGUCAAUUUGUCCCUAAUGUAUUCUUAACUUAGUUCUUUAAUACUCGGUGUGUUUGAGUAUUGCGUUUAUAUGGACUGAAAAGAAAAAGAAAAUGGCGUAAAUAUAUAAUUUCUUGUUUUUAAAUGUAGCGUCAACGUAACAUACGAGACGAUAAAUUAUUAAAUUAGAGUAAGUCCGCGUAUUAUUAAAUGUAAAAUGUAACCUAAGCAAUCGAUAUAUACAUAUAUAUGUUCGAAUUUAUAUUACUGGUCGUGAUUCAAAGUAUGUACUUUUAACUGGAUAAACAUAUACCGAAACAUAAGCAAAUUUUAAAGCUUGUACUUGUGUACGUCUAGAGAAAGAUCUAAUUACAGAGUAAAUUUCGAGUCACCGAAAAUAUUUCACUAUACAAGUACAAGUGUCUCAAUAUAAAUGAGAACAUAUGUAUUAGGGGUUUGAAAGAGCCAUGUACAACGAUAAAGUUGUUGUAAAUCGUGAUAUAUAAUUUUAUUUUAAAUACUUGGAACCACGUAACUAUUAUUUAUGUAUGUAUGUGCAUUUACAUAGUAUAGGUAUAAUUUGUAAUAGAAUUUGUGUUUGUAUAAUUUUAACUUUUACUUGAAAAAACGAGGAAUCUUUUUCAUAGUCAUAUUUAAAAGACAACAUAUCACUUUAUAUAAGUAUUUAAAUUUUCUAUCGAUUGAAAAAGCGAAACUAUAAGAGAUUUGAUUUCUUAGAAAGAAACACGAGUGUAUUUCAAGCAAUAAUGCUGCGUGUAUUUUUAUUAUCAUCUUUUAACCUAUCACUUAUUACAUGGGUUUUGGAUGUGUAAUUAAAAAAAUAACGGUAAAGUGUCAAAGUGAUUGUAGAAAUGUGUAUGUAUAACGAAGAAUGUGAUCUCAAAGUACGAUGUAAAUCGUAAUAAAAAGUAAGAUCGACGUGUAUAUGUAUGAGUAUAAAUAUAAUUCUCUCUUU